This is a messenger RNA of Paramecium tetraurelia, 3825 nucleotides long. RefSeq lists its product as uncharacterized. NCBI's taxonomy places the organism in Eukaryota, Ciliophora, Oligohymenophorea, Peniculida, Parameciidae. Gene Ontology annotation, molecular function: ABC-type transporter activity; ATP binding; ATP hydrolysis activity. The transcript has 7 exons. Gene Ontology annotation, biological process: transmembrane transport. Gene Ontology annotation, cellular component: membrane. The record is from RefSeq and is a predicted model, not a curated record.
AUGAAUAAUGCUAAAAUUGACUAAGAAGAGCCUCUUCUUGAAGAUAAAUCUUCUAGACCUCCUGGCUUAUUGUCAAGAACUUUAUUUCUUUAUGUUUUUCCAUUACUUCGACUUGCUAACAAAACCCCUUUAGAAUUCAAUAUGGUAAAGGACCUAUAAUUAGAUGAUUAAAGUGAAUCAUUGUUUAACAGAAUGAACUAAACAUUUUAGAUUUACAAAAAUAACACAUAUCCCCUCUAUAAAUCCCUCUUUAUUACAUUUAAAAAACAAUUUUUUAUUGUGUAUAUCAUCAUCUUAAUUUGGAAUAUUUCUUUAAUGUAUGGUCCAAUAAUGAUUCGAUAAACUCUCUCUUAUAUAGAUAAUUCUGAACAUACUUUGGGGAAAAGCUUCUAAUGGCUGGGGAUUAUACUGGUAGUUAGAGUUUUUAAUGCGAUAUCCUAUUAAAAUAGCUUCUAUAUGUUGAGAAAACUGGGAUAUGACCAACAUUCAGCAGUUAGUGUAUCUGUGAUGAAAAAAACACUGAAUGUAUCAUUUCAGAGUAAUAAAUAAUACAAAACAGGGGAAAUAAUGAAUAUAAUGUAAGUUGAUUUAUAAAGAAUUUUACAAUUUAAUAUAGCAGUGGCUUCAGUGAUAUUUCUACCAUUUUAGAUUGGAAUUUCUUUUUAUUUACUAUUUGAUUUUAUUGGGAUUUCAUGUCUUGCAGGUUUUGGCGUAAUGAUCUUAGGAUUACUAACCAAUUUCUUACUUGGAAGGUGGGGUUGGAGAUUAUAGAAAUAAGUGAUGGUUGCAAAAGAUAAUAGAACGAAAUAAGCUCAUGAAAUAUUUUCUUAGAUUAAAUUUAUUAAGGCAAAUGCAUUUGAAGAUUAUUUUAAAAAUAAGUUACUAAGAUUCAGAGAGAAGGAGAUUCAAUUAAUCAAAAUGAAAAAUAUAGUGAGUGGAUUAUUUACAUUAGCUUUUUUAAUGACACCAUAACUUACAUUGAAUGUUACUUUGGCAGUUUAUAUAUGGCUUUAAUAUAAUCUCACACCUGCUGACACAUUUACAAUAAUAAGUUUAUUCAAUAUCCUACAAUAAUCAGCCAGUGCUUUACCGAGCUACAUUAAUUAAAUCAUAGAAGCUAAUAUAAGUAUAAAAAGAAUAGAGAAGUUUUUAUUUACUGAUGAACUUAUGGAUGACUGUAUUUAAAAUGAAAACCAUGGCAAUUCAAUUGAGAUUGAAGGAACUUUCUAUUGGGACAAAGUUAAAAAUAAUUACAAUCCAAGUAAAUCUACAGAUGUUAUGCCAGUGAAUCAAGAGAUAGAUCCCAUUCUAAAAAAUAUCAAAUUAAAAAUCGAAAUUGGUGAAUUUGUUACAAUAAUCGGAGAUGUUGCAAGUGGCAAAAGUUCGUUAAUAAGUGCAAUUUUAGGAGAAAUGGUUUACAACAUUUCUAGAUAGCCACCAAAGAUAAAAAUAAAUGGAAAUAUAGCUUAUGUAAGUUAAAAAAGUUGGAUAUAAAAUGCAACUUUGAAGGAUAAUAUUUUAUUUGGUCUACCGUAUGAUGAAAAGAGAUACAGAGAUGCUCUUAAAUAUUCUUGUCUGGAAUAAGAUAUUAAAAUUCUAGACAAAGGGGAAGCUACUAUGAUUGGAGAAAAAGGUGUUAAUUUGAGUGGAGGGUAAAAGGCAAGGAUUACUUUAGCCAGGGCUUUGUAUAGUGAUUGUGAUAUCUAUUUAUUGGAUGAUCUUAUAAGUGCAGUUGAUAUGCACGUAGGUAAAUUUAUUAUUGAAAAAUGUCUUCGUGAAUAUUUGAAUGGUAAAACUAUAGUAUUAAUAACUCAUGCACUAUAUUCUUGUUAAUUUGCUGAUAGGAUCAUUUUAAUGGACAAUGGCUCAAUAAUUAAGGAAGGCACUCUUGAGGAUAUUAAAGAGUGCGAUAAAUUUGAUUAAAUUUAUUAGAAAUAUUUCAAAGAAUAAAAAAAUGAAGAGAAAGACCAAUAAGAUGAAGAAUUAGAAAUACUGAAUUUAAAAAAAAAAAAGUCAUCUAUCCAAUAGAAUAAUGCUGUCAAUAAGGAUAUGGUUGAUGAUUUAAUGAUAUUAGAAGAUAGAAAAGUUGGUAGUGUUUAGUUAGAUGUAUACAAAGAAUACUUUUAAAUGAAUGGAGGAUUUUUCUUCUUUGCAUUUAAUUUAAUUGUUGUCAUUACUUAAGUUAUAGCCAGAUUUGGAUCCCAAAUAUGGUUGGCACAUUGGUCUGGAUAAGAUGACUUAUCUUAUGAUGAAAACUUACAUAAUCUAAUGAUCUUCUCUUUUUUUUCACUUAGUUUCGGCUUUUUUGCUUUUAUUCGUAUUCUAACUCUCUCUAGGGAAAGUGUGAAUACUGCAAAUAAAGUACAUACUAGAAUGAUAGAAUAAUUACUUUACGCACCUCUAUGCUAAUUUUUUGAAAGGGUUCCAUUAGGUGUGUUGAUGAAUCGUUUGACUAAAGAUUAAUCAGUUCUAGAUACAGAAAUUCUAUGGACCAUAUCUAUUCUAUAUAUCAGUUGCUCAAAUUUCGUAGCAAGUACACUAAUAAAUGUGUUUAGCAGUUCCUAUUAUAUUAUUUUGCCAGUGUUGAUAUUCUUAUAUGCGGUUUGGAAGGUGUAAAGAUUUUAUAUGGCUGCAAAUAGAGAGUUGUAUAGGUUGGAAUCUAUAAGUAAAAGUCCAAUUUUGAGUUUCUUCUCUGAAACAGUGAAUGGAUUGAAUAUCAUAAGAGCAUUUCGGAAACAAGAUUAAUUUUUAGAGAGGCACACUAAAAAUAUUGAUUUGAAUAGGAAAAUACAAGUAGCUUAAUUAUAAACAACAACAUGGUUUUCCAUGAAUUUAACAUUCACAAGUUUCAUAGUAAAUAUAUCUGCAAUUGGUUUUGUAUUAUUUUUUGGAAGUGAGAAUCCUGCAUUAGCUGGUUUACUUAUGACAGUAGCUACUGUAAUUGACAAUAGCUUAUAAUCAGCAAUUAAUUCGAUCACUUAAGCAGAAACAUAAUUUAUAUCAUUUGAAAGAUGUUUGGCAUUUGCUAAGAUUGAACAUGAGAAUGGUUAUAAAUUAAAGAAGGAUUAUGUCCUAAAUUGGCCUCAAGUAGGAGAUAUUCAGAUAGAUUCAUUAGUAGUAAAAUAUAGAGAAAACCUAUCCCCUGCUUUAAGAGGUCUUAAUGUUGUGAUUAAGAGUUAAGAGAAGGUUGGAGUGGUCGGCAGAACUGGAGCUGGAAAAUCGACUGUUACUCUAUCAUUGUUAAGGAUUCUUGAGGCUUCAAGUGGUUCUAUUAAAAUAGAUGGAGUGGAUAUAUCUACUUUAAAUUUGAAAUAACUCAGAGAAUCAAUAACGAUGAUACUAUAGGACUCAACUCUAUUUGAAGGAACUUUAAGAGAGAAUCUUGACCCAUUGCAUCAGCAUACAGAUUAAGAUCUAAAUGAUGUAGCCUUGCAAUGUUGUUUGGGAGAUUUAUUAUUAUAAAAGAAAGGCUUGGACACAGAAAUAUCAGAAAACGGGGAUAACUUGAGUGCUGGAGAGAAACAACUGAUAUCAAUAGCAAGGGCAGUUUUAAAAUAGUCUUAGAUAAUUUUGAUUGAUGAGGCAACGGCUAACAUUGAUAUUGAUACAGAAUCAAAAAUCUAACAGACAAUUUAAACUGCCUUUAAAAAAUGCUCAGUAAUAACGAUCGCUCAUAGAAUCAAUACUAUUAUGCAUUGUGAUAAAAUCUUAGUUAUCGAUUAAGGGGAGGCCAAAGAGUUUGAUGAACCGUAAAAAUUAUUAGAAGACAAAUCUUCCAUUUUUUAUGGUUUGUAUAUGCAAGGUAAAAAAAGUAAUAAGAUCUGA